CUCCGGCGCCCCGCGACUCUCCUUCCCCACCUCUCUGUGCUCGCCGACAUGGCGGCGCUGAGGGCUCUGUCGGCGGCGGCACCGGGCAUCUCGCCCGGUGCGGCUGCUUCUCCGCGGCAUAGACUACUGCUGGCUUCGCUGCUGUGGCGGCCGGCGGCGGGAGCUCACUCGUGGAAGUGGGGGCGUCCGCCCCGGAGGAUAUCGCAGAUUCCACCAAUAUUAAAUCAACUCCCAUGGCAAAGUUCAGGGAGAUCCUAUUCAAGACAACUAUUGGAUGCUGCAAAGAAUCUUCAAGGGUGGUCUCAGACUGAUAAAAGAACAUGCUGGCAUGGACAUGCAGGUGGAGGACUCCAUUCAGAUCCAAAGGAAGGGAUGAAAGAAUUACAAGGUGGAAAAAUAAUCAAAGCAAUGCUUUCCUACGUGUGGCCCAAAGAUAGACCUGACCUACGUGCCAGAGUUGCCAUAUCACUAGGAUUUUUAGCAGGUGCAAAGGCCAUGAAUAUAGUCGUUCCCUUCAUGUUUAAAUAUGCAGUAGACAACCUCAACCAGAUGUCUGGAAAUGUUCUGAACCUGAAUGAUGCACCAAAUACUGUGGCAACCAUGGCAACAGCUGUUCUGAUUGGAUAUGGCAUCUCACGAGCUGGGUCUGCUUUAUUUAAUGAGGCUAGAAAUGCUGUAUUUGGAAAAGUAGCCCAAAACUCAAUCCGAAGGAUAGCAAAGAAUGUCUUCCUCCACCUGCACAACCUGGACUUGAGUUUCCACCUGAGCCGGCAGACUGGAGCAUUAUCAAAAGCCAUUGACAGAGGAACAAGAGGCAUCAGUUUUGUGCUCAGUGCCAUAGUAUUCAAUUUGGGCCCCACCUUGUUCGAAGUGGCACUCGUUAGUGGAAUUUUGUAUUAUAAAUGUGGCGCACAGUUUGCACUAGUAACCUUGGGGACAUUAGGAGCAUACACAGUAUUCACAAUAGGAGUUACACAAUGGAGAACUAAAUUUAGGAUAGAAAUGAAUAAAGCAGAUAAUGAUGCAGGUAACGCUGCAAUUGACUCACUGCUGAAUUAUGAAACUGUGAAGUAUUUCAAUAAUGAAAAGUAUGAAGCUCAGCGAUAUGAUGGGUUUUUGAAGACCUAUGAAAAUGCCUCACUGAAGACUACCACUACUUUAGCUCUGCUGAACUUUGGACAAAAUGCUAUAUUCAGCAUUGGGCUAACAGCCAUCAUGGUACUGGCUAGCAAAGGAAUUGUUGCAGGUAACCUAACAGUUGGCGAUCUGGUAAUGGUGAAUGGACUGUUGUUCCAACUUUCUUUGCCCCUUAACUUUCUGGGAACGGUGUACAGAGAGACGAGGCAAGCGCUAAUAGACAUGAAUGUCUUGUUCACACUGCUUAAUAUAGACUCAAAAAUAAAAGAUAAAGAGCUGGCUCCACCCCUGCAGAUCACUCCACAGACUGCUACCAUCGCCUUUGAUAACGUGCACUUUGAAUACCUUGAGGGGCAGAAAGUCCUCAGUGGCGUGUCUUUUGAAGUCCCUGCAGGAAGAAAAGUGGCCAUUGUAGGAGGCAGUGGGUCAGGGAAAAGCACAAUAGUAAGAUUAUUGUUUCGCUUCUUUGAACCUCAGAAGGGGGAGAUUUACAUUUCUGGCCAGAACAUACGAAACAUCAGUUUGGACAGCCUGAGAAAAUCCAUAGGAGUUGUACCUCAGGAUUCUGUUCUCUUCCAUAACACCAUAUUCUACAACCUCUUGUAUGGCAACAUGAAUGCCUCUGCAGAAGAAGUCUAUGCUGUUGCAAAGCUGGCAGGAAUCCAUAAUGCUAUUCUCAGAAUGCCCAAUGGGUACAGCACACAAGUGGGAGAGCGAGGUCUGAAGCUGUCAGGUGGAGAAAAGCAGAGAAUCGCUAUAGCCAGAGCAAUCUUGAAGAAUCCUCCCAUUAUCCUCUAUGAUGAAGCCACUUCAUCUUUAGAUUCAAUUACAGAAGAGAACAUCUUGAGUGCCAUGAGGGAUGUGGUGAAACACAGAACAUCCGUUUUUAUUGCACACAGAUUGUCUACAGUGGUUGAUGCAGAUGAAAUCAUUGUCCUGGAUCAGGGUAAAGUUGCAGAGCGUGGCAGGCAUAUAGAUCUCCUUACCAGUCCCAGCAGCCUCUACUAUGAAAUGUGGCACACGCAGAGCAGCAGGAUGCUGAACAGAAAUACUAACGAGAGGUGGGAGGAGAAAACCAAUCACCUGUCCAAAGACGAGGAAAGGAAAAAGCUGCAAGAAGAGAUCAUCAACAGUGUGAAAGGCUGUGGGAAUUGUUCUUGCUGAGUGUGAGCUCAAUUCCUGUCCCCUUCUUCAUCCCAACCCUGGUUUAAGGGUGGCACAAAUUCACACUGAAGCUGUUUUCUGCAUUCAACAGAAGAAACAGUUCAGAGAUUUUGUUGUCCAUGUUAAAAAAUAAAGAAAAGGCUUUUCCCCGUGGAACACAAGUUCUUUAACCAAAGGAUGGUUUUACAUCUGCCUCCCCUUACCUCAGAUAUUAAUGAAGUCAUAGGAAUCAAGUCAAAACUGCUUCAGAACAUCUGAUUGAUAACAUGUUUUUGGUGAAAGACAUGUAUACACUUUUUCAGCAAUUGUUUGUAAAGUGCUGUAAAUCCCUUUGCUCUGGCCAGAAUAUAAUAAUCUGACCUGCCUUGUGAAAUGUUUGCGUUAUAUUGCUCUUCACCACUGAUGGUGGAUUAGAAAUGUUUUUAUAUAUCGGUUUUAACAAAAGCCAGUUAACUCAAAUGUCUCUGUUAGUGAAGAAAAUGAUUUUUUUAAACAUUCUUUAAUGAUCAUUGGGUUUGUUAGAAUUUGUAUCCUUUUGUAAAGAAUAAUGGAUUUCAAGCCUGUGGCAGCAAAUUCAAAACAGAAAGAUUUCUGCUUAGUCCCUUAACUCAUUCCUUUCUUAUAGCACAAGGGAAAAAUACAUAUUUCUGGGGGGAUUAAGAUCGCAAAAUUAUGAAGGGAAUGGCUCUUUUUAAAUGAUCAGUGUACCUUCCAAGGUAAAAUAAUGAAGGUUAGUUAUCUCCAUUCUCAGCUACUCCUGGAAGUACAGAAGUAAUUGAUUCUCCCCCCCCCCCAUAAUUUUCUAUAAAUUUUUAAAAUACAGUGUUAUCAAACAGGAUCUAAUGACAGCACACAUAGUCCAUAUACAACUAUAGACCACUGUCAAACAAAACAAACAUAAGAUAAAACCAAAAUAAAUAAACUACAUGUAUAUGACUGCACAGAAGGCAGCAACUGGAACUAUUUAUAGUAUAGACACAGUGGAAAUUAAUUGAAGUAUUCAAAUGCCCUGAGACACUGUAUCAGCUGUAUUCAUUUGUAGGCCCGGUGGGGUCCUUGGCUAUGUACUUCCUUUUUCUUUAGUCCUUGAGGACUCCCGGCUUCUUCAUUAGUUUUUCCAGCAGGGCAAUAUACCACACAGUAGUUUACCAAGUAGUAAGAUUGACCCUAUCUACAUAUUUCCAAAAAUCUAUGAUGGUCAUUCUUAAGCCUAUUUAGUGUCUGGGUUCAUAUUUGAGCAAAAUUCUAUGAAUAUUUAAGUUACACCUUUUGAAUAGUGUGAAGAAAAGAAUUAAACUUUCAGGAAAUGAUUUUGUUAUAUUCCAAUGAAAAUUCAAUACAAAUAUUGUCUGUUAUUGUUUUACCAAUAAGUCAGUUUUCUGUUGAGCGGUGCAGCAUGUCUUCAAAUCUGUGGGCGCCGUUAGGAGUCACUAUCAUUUGGGCCCAAGUAGGUUGUUAAGUGUUGAUGAAGAAAAUGUAUUUAUGUAAUAAAUGGGUGUAUGACAUGACUUUGAUUAAAAAUAUACCAUUCUCAUAAA
Messenger RNA from Podarcis raffonei (Aeolian wall lizard), 3839 nucleotides. It is a transcript of the gene ABCB7, whose product is annotated as ATP binding cassette subfamily B member 7. Gene Ontology annotation, molecular function: ABC-type transporter activity; ATP binding; ATP hydrolysis activity. NCBI's taxonomy places the organism in Eukaryota, Metazoa, Chordata, Lepidosauria, Squamata, Lacertidae. The record is from RefSeq and is a predicted model, not a curated record. The transcript has 16 exons. Gene Ontology annotation, cellular component: mitochondrial inner membrane. The coding region runs from base 49 to 2301 and encodes 750 amino acids. Gene Ontology annotation, biological process: transmembrane transport; intracellular iron ion homeostasis.